AUGCAAACCGAGAGUGAAUGUCUGCUGUCCUUCUCCCAGUGGCACCAUGAAGACCCGGCUAGUUCUGCAGGCUGGGAAGGCAGCACUGAUAGCUCCCUGCCCGAGCCCGAGCUAUACAUGACCCUGUUCGGAGCACCGCAGGACGAUCCCUGCUCCCACUUGAAGACUUUCUCCCUUGAAGGAUGCCCAAUGUCCACUUCAUCUGAUGCCACACUCCCAUCAUAUCUUUGCCCCUGCCCACCACCGACCCAAUUUGAUUCUCCUAACCCGUCUUCGCAAUCACAAUCACACCCUUCCAGCUCCAUGUCCGAGCGACCGGACCACAGUCUCCUCUGCUGUCCGGCUCACGAGCGCAUCGUUCAUCUGCUACUCUCAUGCGGCGCGGAUGUCAACAUUCAGAACGCGAACGGCCAGACACCGCUACAUAUUGCUGCUCAGCAGGGCCACCUUGGGAUUGUACGGUUGCUACUGGCAUCCAAAUUCAUUGAUGUGAAUGCUCAGGACCGAUGCGGGGCCACACCACUGCAUCUGGCAAGCGAAAAUGGGCAUGUCAUGAUAGUAAAAUUAUUGGUGGCGCACAAUGCCCACUUGAAUGUAAGGGCGACGAGCGUGUGA
This is a messenger RNA of Penicillium maclennaniae, 615 nucleotides long. RefSeq names its product ankyrin repeat domain-containing protein. The record is from RefSeq and is a predicted model, not a curated record. The transcript is spliced from 2 exons. Gene Ontology annotation, molecular function: protein binding. Gene Ontology annotation, cellular component: cytoplasm; nucleus. NCBI's taxonomy places the organism in Eukaryota, Fungi, Ascomycota, Eurotiomycetes, Eurotiales, Aspergillaceae. The coding region runs from base 1 to 615 and encodes 204 amino acids.